Messenger RNA from Schistosoma turkestanicum, 1921 nucleotides. NCBI's taxonomy places the organism in Eukaryota, Metazoa, Platyhelminthes, Trematoda, Strigeidida, Schistosomatidae. The record is from the annotation of a GenBank genome assembly.
GUUCUUCUAGGCUAUACCAAUUUUGGCGGCAAUCCCCACACAUUUUAGCGCGUUUUUGUGUACACGAAGAUGUCACUAAGCGAUUUCUUCGCUAAACAAAGUAAAAAGAAGUCUAAGAAGAAACAGAACCCGACGGAAUUAAUGGAUUUGCUAACAAAAGGUGGAGAAGUAUUCAAAUCUUACCCUGAAUCUAAUGCUCCUCAGGAAAGUAAACCCAUUGCUUCUGAGAAAGAUGACGAGUGGGAAAUUAUAGACGACGAAAAAGAAAUAGACCUUCAAAACAUUCGGGUGUACAAUCUAUCUUCCUCCAAUACUGAUGAGUCUUCUAAGAAUUUAUCUAAAAAUAAGGAUUCUCGUGGCGAUAGUGAAUCUACGGUGGAAAAGAAAGCUUGGGGUGCCAAACCUGUCGAAGUUCCCGAACCCGUGGAACCAGUUGUACAACCACCACCUAAACCUAACGUCUACAUCCCUGCUCCUCUGAGACAGGGAGGCAGUGCUUUGGGUUCUGUAGCUCCAAAACCUGACGUAGCCAGUUCAAUGGAUUUUCCUACCUUGGAUGCAUCUGUCACUGAACCUCAGAAGAAGGAAACCCAACCAAGCAAUGAUAGUAACGGCGGCAAUUCCCCGUGGCAACAGGCAGGUGUACGUCGUGCUAAUCCAACGCCUAGUGCAUUACCAAUAGCCGUUAGUACUGCACCGUCCACUUACAUACCACCAAGUUUGCGACAAGCAGGGAGUUCAGGGCUUAGAAGUGUUGGUCCAGGUUCUACUGGAGAUGUCUUCAGGCCUCGUGAUGACCCGCCCUCUCGUUCAGACGUAGAUUCAGGGUUUAGAAGAUUUGCUGAAAAUCCAGAACUUAAUGAAGCUGCCUUUUCAGGUGGUGGUUGGGCCAGAGGAAAUAUUAUCGGUGGAAAUCCCAGUAGCAAUACUUUUGGUCAACUACCUCCAAAUUCCUCGGAUGCUAGCUUCCGCACAUCGUCAGAAAACACAAAUGGAUGGUCUCGAAACGUAAAUGUGAAGACUUACAAGGAUGUGCGUGAGACGCCUGGAUUAGAAAUCGACUUAAAAAACCGAUUCACAGCACUUAGUGAAACUUGAAACUAAACACCAAAUGGGUUCUUAUCAGUUUAUCUGUUUAAAUUUCCAUCUUACGAAAGUAAUGAAUAUGCCUAAUAUCUCCGGAAAGUGAUAUUUUGAACAAUUUGGAAGAACAGCGAUGUGAAGAUAGCAGUUGACUCUUAAUUUAUUUUUGAUAAGUUUCUAUUACUAAUGGAAAGUAUCAUAAGCUUUGAUGAAUUAUCUUUAAUAGGUGUGGUUGACUCACUCAACAACACAUUUCUAACACAAUUUAUUUUCAAUAUGUGAUGAGAAUCUUUUAUCAUCACAAUGUUUUGAAAGCAACUUUUUUAGUUAUUCUAUCGCUUCACAACUCUGAGAUAUUUGACUAGUUAUUUUUUCGAUGAAGCGUUUGUUCAAUUUAAAAUUUUAAUACUUUUCUUAUGAAGCUCACGAGAUUAGUGCAUGUUAUUCAAGCUAGUACUUAUCUUUUUCCUCAAAUGUGCUGGAUUUUAAUAAAACUUUGUUUUCCUUGUUUGAUAUCCUGAUCAUUCGGUUGAGAAUCUUCAAUGUUUAGUUAUGUUUUAAAUAAUGGUUAGUCAUUGAUAGUCGUGUAGUUUCUCAAGCAUAUACCAGUGCACGUUUUGUUAAGUUACAGAGAAUCGACAAAAUCACGUCUCUUGUGCAGCGGCCGAGUUUUAGCAGUAGUUGUAAGGGUUCGAAACAUUCCAAAAAUCACAUUGUCAUUUUCUUUCUGUACCACAAUGACAGAUUAUUCAUAUUGUAAUUGAAUAGUUUUUCGCUCAUUCGCUCUGGAGAAGUUGACUAGACAGCGGUAAGACUAUAUAAUUACUCUCAAGAGACG